Messenger RNA from Phasianus colchicus (ring-necked pheasant), 13164 nucleotides. RefSeq names its product clock circadian regulator (gene CLOCK). Gene Ontology annotation, molecular function: E-box binding; DNA-binding transcription factor activity, RNA polymerase II-specific; protein dimerization activity. Gene Ontology annotation, cellular component: nucleus; CLOCK-BMAL transcription complex; cytoplasm. Gene Ontology annotation, biological process: circadian regulation of gene expression; regulation of transcription by RNA polymerase II. NCBI's taxonomy places the organism in Eukaryota, Metazoa, Chordata, Aves, Galliformes, Phasianidae. The record is from RefSeq and is a predicted model, not a curated record.
CGGCUGCCGGCGCUGCUGCCGCCGGAGAAGGCUGCGUGCCGGCGGCGGGCGAGGGGCUGCGCGCGGAGAGCGGCGCUCGCCGGGAGAGAACACUGUGCCAAAAAAGACUUCUGCUCAGAUGACAUCACAUUUGGACUACUAAAGCUAUCCACCCACUCUUCAAGGCAUAAUGGAUUUCUAGGUAAUUUAACAAAUGCAGUGUGAAGCCCAUUCCUUCAUUUGCAGAAACCUCUGGAAAGUUAUUUGGAUGCUAUAUAUUGAAUGUUGGUGAAAUUAGUUGAAAAUUUAAUGCUUUUCUGUAAAAGAGGAUACUCCACAUUAUUCUUGAGAAGAACCAGCGUUUCAUCUCUAAACCAUACACUUUAACAAGUCCCAAAGUAUAAAAGGCAAACGUACAAAUGUCUACCACAAGACUAAAGUGUGCUAUGUUAUGUUUUUUACCAUAAGCACCCAUAAAAUGAGCUCCAUUGCAGACAGAAAUGAUGGAAGCAUUUUUGAUGGUCUGGUGGAAGAAGAUGACAAAGAUAAAGCGAAAAGAGUGUCUAGAAACAAGUCUGAAAAGAAACGUCGAGAUCAAUUUAAUGUUCUUAUCAAAGAGCUGGGUUCCAUGCUUCCAGGUAAUGCUCGGAAGAUGGAUAAAUCCACUGUACUACAGAAGAGCAUUGACUUUUUACGGAAGCACAAAGAAAUUACUGCACAAUCAGAUGCCAGUGAGAUACGACAGGACUGGAAACCAACAUUCCUUAGUAAUGAAGAGUUCACACAGUUAAUGUUAGAGGCUCUUGAUGGUUUUUUUUUAGCAAUUAUGACAGAUGGAAAUAUAAUAUAUGUAUCUGAAAGUGUAACUCCUUUACUUGAACAUUUGCCAUCUGAUCUUGUGGAUCAGAGCGUAUUUAAUUUUAUCCCAGAGGGGGAACAUUCAGAAAUUUAUAAAAUUCUGUCUUCUCAUCUGCUGGAAAGUGAUUCAUUGACACCAGAAUACUUAAAAUCAAAAAAUCAGCUAGAAUUCUGUUGCCAUAUGCUGCGAGGAACAAUAGACCCAAAAGAGCAACCUACAUAUGAAUAUGUAAAAUUUAUAGGAAAUUUCAAGUGUUUGAAUAAUGUUCCCAAUUCAGCACACAAUGGUUUUGAAGGAACUAUUCAGCGGUCGCACCGACCUUCAUAUGAAGACAAAGUUUGCUUUAUAGCCACAGUUAGAUUAGCUACACCUCAAUUUAUCAAGGAAAUGUGCACUGUUGAAGAACCCAAUGAAGAGUUCACAUCUAGACAUAGCUUAGAAUGGAAGUUCCUAUUCUUGGAUCACAGGGCACCUCCAAUAAUAGGCUAUCUUCCAUUUGAAGUUUUGGGAACAUCAGGCUAUGAUUAUUAUCAUGUGGAUGAUCUAGAUAAUCUGGCAAAAUGUCAUGAGCAUUUAAUGCAAUAUGGGAAAGGGAAGUCGUGUUAUUACAGAUUCCUUACAAAGGGACAGCAAUGGAUUUGGCUGCAAACACAUUACUAUAUCACGUAUCACCAGUGGAAUUCCAGGCCAGAGUUUAUUGUAUGUACGCACACAGUUGUCAGUUACGCAGAAGUCAGAGCAGAAAGGCGGCGAGAACUUGGUAUUGAGGAGUCUCUUCCAGAGAUAAAAGCAGAUAAAAGUCAGGACUCUGGAUCUGAUAAUCACAUAAACACAGUGAGCCUGAAAGAAGCUCUGGAAAGGUUUGAUACCAGCCCCACACCUUCCGCUUCCUCCAGGAGUUCAAGAAAAUCUUCACAUACUGCAGUAUCAGAUCAUUCGUCGACACCAACUAAAAUGACAGUGGACACUAGCACUCCCCCAAGACAAAGUUUAUCUGCUCAUGAAAAGUCUACACAAAGAAGAUCAUCUCUGAGUAGUCAGUCUUUAAGCUCCCAGUCUCUUGGGCAACCAGUAACACAGCCAACGAUGUCUCAGCCUGCUACUUUACAGCUCCAGUCCAGCAUGUCCCAGCCUGUCUUUCAGUUUUCAGCUCAAUUAGGAGCUAUGCAGCACCUAAAGGACCAGCUGGAGCAGAGAACACGCAUGAUAGAGGCAAAUAUUCAUCGGCAGCAAGAAGAGUUGCGGAAAAUUCAAGAACAGCUUCAGAUUGUCCACGGUCAAGGACUUCAGAUGUUCUUGCAGCAGUCAACUUCUGGACUAAACUUCAGUUCUGUGCAGCUUACAUCUGGAAAUUCUUCAAGUGUUCAGCAACUUGCACCAGCAAACAUGCAAGGUCAGGUUGUUCAAACUAAUCAGACCCAAAGUGGAAUGAACACAGGACAUACAAGUACACCACACAUGAUCCAGCAACAGCCUUUGCAGAGCUCUGCGUCACAGCAUAAUCAACAAAACGUACUUAGUGGACACGGUCAACAAUCUUCUCUUGCCAGUCAGUCACAGAACACAGUCUCAACACCUUUGUAUAACACUAUGGUCAUUUCUCAGCCAACAACAGGAAAUGUGGUUCAGGUUCCUUCUAGCUUACCACAGAACAAUAACCAGAAUGCUGCUGCAGUAACUACUUUUACACAAGAUAGACAAAUCAGAUUUUCUCAAGGUCAGCAGCUUGUAACAAAACUUGUCACAGCCCCAGUAGCGUGUGGAGCGGUAAUGGUACCAAGUACUAUGUUUAUGGGACAGGUGGUGACAGCUUAUCCCACUUUUGCUGCCCAACAGCAGCAGCCACAGACUUUGCCAGUAACACAGCAACAGCAGCAGCAGCAGCAGCAGCAGCAAAGUCAGCAAGACCAGCAGCAGCAGCAGCAGCUCACUGCAGUUCAACAACCAGCUCAGCCACAGCUGACCCAGCACCCGCAACAGUUCCUACAGACAUCCAGGUUACUUCACGGGAAUCAGUCAGCUCAGCUUAUCCUCUCUGCUGCUUUCCCACUACAGCAAAGCACUUUUACUCAGUCCCACCACCAGCAGCACCAAUCGCAGCAGCAGCUCUCACGGCACAGAACUGACAAGAUGACGGAUCCUUCCAAAGCGCAGCCGCAGUAGCUGGGGGCUCUGCCUCUCCUGGAAGCCAGCUACCAGGAGGGGGCUGCUCCAUAACCACUUGCACUGAAGUUGCAGAGGUAGCAGUACAAAGCCUUUCUAACGCUCUGCGGUAUUGAGACCUACAGCUAACUUCUGGAAUCUGUUGAGGAAAACCACCAGGUGAUGGCAGGGAUGUGGCCAACUUUGAUCGUUGUCCCAGUUUCUGUGCUCUAAAAGGUUUGCUGCCAUGUGUUAAUUUGUCCAGGUGAAAUCAAAAAAUGUGACUGAAAUGAGAGGGAUGCUGAAAAUAUUGGUAUUUUUUAUCAGUUCUGUACAUUUUUAAAGUAUUAAAAUGGACACAGAGCAAUUGUUUGAUUUAGCAGAAAAAAUGCCAGGAAUAUAGUCCGACAAACAUCUAAUUUUUUCAGAUGAUUAUGGGACAGUAAAUAUUCUGAAAAUGUUGUGUGAAAUCCAGUUCUCUGUUGUACAGAUGCUGUAAAAUAUUGUGUAUAUGUCUGCAUAAAAGGAGAAAGAGCAAAAUAUUUUAUAUGAUGCAUGAAAUGUAAUCUGUUAUUUGUAGGUUUGAAUAUGUUUCCCUAAAUUUUCACGCCAUACUCAGACUGAUGUUUUCCUUUGUUCUGCCCCUUUGUUUACAACAUGCUGCAUCAUUACUUUCACCCUCAGUGUGGGCACAGGUCUCUCGUUUGUGCUUUGUCUGUGAUGUCACAGUCUGUUCGGUGAGGUAUGGUGUGUUGGUUAGUUGACUUCUCGAGGUUAAAUUAUUGACGAAGCCGUUUGAACUGGUGAUCGUGCAUCAGGGUUCAGGGUGUUCAGAUUCAUGAGUAUCAUCCAUCGUUUCAUACCUAAUUCAUUUUAUUUGAAAAAAAAAAAAAUAGGAAUUUGCACUGCUUCCUUGCGGAUGGUUUGGAAUUUUAUUCCCCAAAGCUAUCUUUUGAUAUAGUUCAUAGUUGGAAAUAUUUAUGUAAAAUGUUAAAAAAAAAAAAAAAAAAAAAAAAAAAGACGGUAAUUUUCAAGAAUGUUUCAGUUAUAGGAGUAAUUUGCACAAAAAAUAUAUUUACAUUUAAUAACCUUUUGGGCACUUUUUAACCACUUUCUCUGUGGUGAGAAUUGUAACUUGUUAAAAUAUGUUGGAAUCUUUUUAUUCUCAUUCAAAAAUUAGAUCUUUCUUUAGUCAGAACUAAUUCAGGGUCAUUUUAACAACAACAGAAAAACCCAUAGUGCCUUGAUUUUAAUUCAGGUGAUAAUGUUGAACAUCUUGACUUACAGUGUCUCGAAUCUGUAACCAUUCUCAAUUUUGAAGUCUUAGUACGUUGUCAGCCAAACUCGUGUAUCUACUUCAUAGCUGUUUCUGCAUCGUGAUCAUCUCAAUAACAAUCUGAGUUGAGAACGUGAGCGUUUUUGAGUGCUGCUCCCCCUCAAACACUAAGUCAGAAACUGAGGAGUCUCAGCAAUCUCAGACCUUGAAGGUAUGGUUCUUGAAGAUGUAAAAGCAGACAGUGCUCCUCUAGCGGGAGCAGGAAGGGUAACCUGAUUUGAAAUAAUAAGAGUCAUUUAAAACCAUUUCUGUAGUGUUUAGAGUAUGUCUUGGGGGAGAUCAUGGUAGAUUUAGGAGAUAUCACUGAACUAAGACUUCAGAAGGCAACUUCACUUUAUAAAGAAAAUAAAAAGUUCCAACAGAUAUGAUGUGCUAUUUUAGGUAGGGUUUUAUGGUACUAGUUUGAGAAAACCACAACUUUAGAGGCAAAUAAACAAACACAGAUAGAUCUGAGAAUUAAAAUAAAACAGCAAAAGCAGUUAAAAUUAGUAGUAGGGAGAGAAAGCUGGAUUAAUCUUGAAUACUGAGGAGGAGUUGAAUGAAUGUAACCAAAUGGUGACGGACUGUUUUGUACUCUGGAACAGUUUGAUUGUAUUACUGGGCGAGCCAAACCCACAGGAGGGUGGCACCAGUUCAGCGAGCGCUCCAUGCCAUUGAUGGCAUUUUGGGGCUGGCCUUUGCCUCUCCAGGCGUCCCACCAUUGCAUCUUUGUUGUUCCCCACUUACAAAGCAAGAGUUUGGUACCAAAAAGCACAGUUGUGAACAAGGAAGGAGUGUGAGAAAUACAGUACCAAAGAGAGUUAGAUUGCGCUCUGCUCCAAGAGGCCUCUCGCAGCAAGGAGGCAGGUGCCAGUGCCAGACAUAGCAAGGACAAGUUCCCUUCUCUAAAAGGAUUUCUGCCAUUCUCUGAGCUGGGAUAAGGGUCAGAAGCCCGCUGCUGUAGAGCUCCGCGUAACAAAGUUUGCCUUGCUCUGCUCUGCUGCCGCACCAUCCACCUGUUUCUAAAAUAAGCUGCAUUACCAGAGGUCUGUGCUAGCAGCACUGCUGCUUAAUGGAAGUAGGUUAGAGAAAAAUUGUUAACCAUUUACAGUAAUAACAGAGCACUAAAAAAGAAACCUGGGAGAGCUUUAAUAGUGCUGUUAGAACUAUGGAAUAGUGGUAAAAUAGGUUUAUUAAGCUAUUAUACUGAGAAUUACAAAAAAUAGAGAUAACAGCCAGCCAGUUAAUGAUGCAACUUUUUAUAUGAAGCUCCAUUUAAACUUCUCUUCCCAUUCCCCCCCUCCCCAAAACUCUCGUGUGCUGCUAUAGGUCUGUUGGUAAAACGCUGAACUAGGUGAGAGAAAAUAGAUGACAGCGAUAGCAGGGCUGCUGAAAGAGAAUAAAGAAAUGUAUGCUUUGAUCAAGAAGCUUUUUGUAACCUCAGAGAACUCGUUCAAUUACAGAGCUACCAGCCAGUAGACAAAGCAUAGAAGGUGGGGAAAUUCACAGAAACUGGAAAAAUACAGCAUCCAUUUGAAAUAUACCUACCGUGAAUCAGGCAAACUUUAUACAGAAAUAUGUAGAACUUGUUCCAUGUUCUGUGCAAGGGUGCAAAUGCUUUGUUUCACAGCUACUGACUCAAAGGUGUAUAUUUCAGGUGUCUGCGGCUUCCCCCUUGCUGAAUCAGUUGCUGAGCUGUUCUUGAUUUUAGUGGGAAGAGGACCAGGCUGUCGCCUCUUUCUUAAUCAGCCUUUUGCUUCUGCCUGCCUCAUUUACUACAGUCAUAGAUUAUUUGCAACAUCCUAAUCAAUAGCAUGAUAAGAAAUGCUGCGAUGCUGCAGGUUCUGGGGUGCAGAUGUCACAGAAUGACUCUGACAGAAGGGAAGGAAUCUGUUAAGGAGAGGGUUGUAUUUGUGCAGGCACAGUCUGGUGGUACGGAACGGAGUGAAACAGAGUCGCAUGGAGUUUAGAAGACAGACAUUGUUUGCCAGCAAUGGGUGAGGAUUUGAAGAAAAGCUUCUAGGAAAAUUACAGAGAAAAAGAAUAUAUAGCUAUUUUUAUAUUAUAUUUAAUAUAUAUUUGUAUAUAAAUAUGAAAAGAUUCUAGUAAGAGCUCUCCAUAUGCCUUCCAUUUCAUCUAGAAGGUUUACCUUCUGCACUGUGGUUCCAGUGUGUCGCCACUUGUGUGGGCAUCCUGCCUGCUGCCAAACACCAAAAUCAGUAACCCAGUAUCCUUACAACAGGUAGGUUUCAUUUCAGCUUUAUGUAAAAAAUUAAUUAAAAGAAAACUAUAUCAGGCAGUUUUUCAUGGAAAAAGAAAUUCUCUUAAGAUUCAAAUAGCACUUUCUAUCUUUUAUUUUAUUUUUAUUGUUUGGAGUAAUAAGAAGCACUUUACUGAAAAGACUAUUUGAAAACCAGUUUAUUUCUUUAGUCAGUGAAACUGUUAAGGGGGGGAGGGGACAUCAAGGAAUAAUGUGUAAAACUGUCAAACAGAGACAUUUCUGGAAAAUGUUUCUUUAAUACGGUGAUCCUUUGAGGCUCAAAGUGCAAGAUGAAAAAGGCUAAUAGAACUGAUUGGCUUCAUGUUUUACAUAGCGUGGGGAAAGGAUGAAGGAUUAUGGCUUCCUAGGGAGGAGACCUUUUACGUUGCACAGUCGCCUAUGAGAGAGACUCAUCUGGAGGCCCACCUGCCUGCUCAGUAAUUCUAAGUGUCCCUUAGGAUUAUAACGUGUGUGACAGUGUACCGCAGGGUUAAAGAUGUGGCCUUUUGCAGAUGUUGAAGUCAAUUCAAAAACCAUGCAUAUGUUCAGAGAAUUUAACCCGGGUAUUGUGAUGAGUGUUGUAGAUGUCACGGCAUCAGGAGAUGUUGGACGUCACAGUCAUGAAUUUCUCUAUUUGAAAUCAUUACUGAAAUUAGAUGUACAGUCAGAGGACUGGAAAAAAAUGGUUAUUUUGAUUAAAAGGAGAGAGACUAGUUUUAAUAAUUAACUUUUUAUUUUUUUACUUAUCCCUGGUGGAAAAAGUUGAAGAGUUAAAUGAAUUUGGAUUAAAAAAGACGUAUUUAAGCCAAUUACAGUAGGUGAGACAACUGUGAGCGAACAUUUGAAAUUGUGGUUGUCCUGAGACUGGAUGGUUGCUUUUUCAAUAUCAUGAUUUGUAACACUACAUUCCUUGUCUUUUUUUUUUUUUUAGCCAGGUGAUUUAAGCUCUGUUAUACUUCAUGCUGUGUCAUCUGCAUGAAUUGUGCCAGCAUGAUAUGCUCUAUUCAAAGAAAUUGUACCUAAAUAAAAAGGAGGGAAAAAAAAAACCACAAAACAAAACACUGUGUCUGAACAAAAUACUGUGUGGCCUAUACAGAGACCCUAGCUAUGACUGAGAGAUGCUGCAUUAACAGACAAUCAAUGAGUAAAUUAUUUAUGAAACACUUUCGGGAAUGGUCUUAAAGGUGUUACUGCUUUGAAAGCAGUUGGUGAGUUGUGUUUUCUAAGAAGGAAGGUAAAAACUAUUUAUUUUAAAAUACAUCAGAUUGAAUGUUGAGUUUUUAAGCAGUGUUGAUUUCACAGUGUCUCGGGUUCCAGUUUUGUUUUGUAUUUUUUGAACUGGCAUUAGCUUUGUAUUUGUUCACCAACAACCCCUAAUGCCGCUCAUAUUGAUGUCAGGAAAUGUAGAUACAGUUCCCUGGUGUUCGUGUGACCAUUACUAACUGUCAAUUUAUUUUUUUUUUUUAAUUGAAUAAAUGUAACGUUUAAAAUUUUGCUUUUUGUAGCUUCUAAGGUUCUAGAAUUUUAUUUUUUUUUCUGAGUUCCUUAAUGGCACUUCGGUAAGAGUUUCACAGUGAAGUGCUCUCAUACCCCUUCCACAGAUGUAACAAAGGCACUCUCUGCCCCCCAAUAACUGACGUGUGAAAAGUUGCUUGAUGUCAAUUUUACCUUCUCUCCCUCCCCAGAGAAAUGACUUGUGAGACUUCAGUAAAAAUGCAUACUGUACUCCUUUUUUGUCUGCUCUCUGUAUCUCUUCAUAAACUGCUGGCCCAUGCUGAUGGCCGGAGACCUUCAGCUUGUGUGGUUGCACUGCCCCUCUUACAGGCUGCUCUAAUCCUCUCACUGAGCAAAGCGGGAAUGCCAAGGGCAAUAAUUUAAUAAUGUGAAGUUAGCCAAAUGUUUAAGGGAAGGUGAGAGAGAAGGAAAUCCCACAGUUGAAGCUGAAUACCUGGAGGAAGUGAUAAAUAUUCUUCGCAGUCUGCUAUUCUCUCUUUGUAUCAUCAUCCCAGCAGACGCUCUAAUCUAAGCUACUAAUCUUUUGCCUUCGGGAAUUAAAGCAUCAUCCUUGUGCAAGUUGUGUCCCACCUGCAGUCCCUGAGCAACUCCACAUACCACAGGAAACAAAACAAGCUGCAGAAGCACCCGUUAAAAACUGCCAACACCCACCAAUAGUAAGGCUGAUAGCACGCAGUACAAUUAGCACUUUUCUUAGAUCUGAACUUUAGAAAUAUCAAUAUAUUUUUCCACAAACUUAUCAAGAAGAGCUAUAACUAUAAAUAACUACAGCAGCGCCUGAAGCAAUGCUGUUCAAUGACACUUCACUGUUGUGCAAAUUGAGAAACAAGAGCUCUGCUUACAGGAGAAUGUUAGGUAACUGGGAAGAUUAGCAAUCCAAAGGUUAGCUACCUCAGCACCCCGGGCUCAGUGUCAGCGAUACAAAUUCCAGACCUCAGCAGUCAGAGGGCAGUGGGUAACAACCAAGAACUCCAAUCUUAAGCAGUCACAGUAGCACACAGUCUUUUUCAAACCCCAUUGGCAACUCUGUUUUCACAUAGGACGUAUGUGUAAAUCAGAUCAGCUUGAGGAUAUACCUCUGUAGCACAUCACACAGAUGGGCGCAGCCAUUGCUUUGCACCUUAGCAAUAAUGUCAGCCCAAGGUUGUAGUGGCAACCUGCCAUGAGCGCUGGCUUCUGGGACACAGCAAGGUGAGCUGCAAGAAAAUGCCACGUCAGCGUCCAGUAUCAUGGAAAUACCUCAGGAUAACACUGGGUAAAUGUGGAUGAAACUGCACAGUCCUCUUCAUUCAAGAGCCCAGUUUGUUUGAUGCAAAGGAAAGCUGUACAGCAGCAGGUGGCCUUUUAGAGAGCUCUGAAUACAGCCACUUACUUAUUAACCUGCAGAUUUCCACAAGUAGCAUCUGCCUGUGGCACCUCCAAGCAGCAGCUCAUGAGACCCAGGCCUUCCUGCACUGCGCUGAGCACAGGCUGGUUUUUGAGCCAGACCUGUACUUUGGCUCACUGGGUUUCUUCUGAAAAGCUCUGUAGUGAAGAUUACAAGUUUACCUUAAUCUUUGCUUAGUGCACUUUGCCACAUGCAGUGUAAUGAGGGCUGUGAAUCAGUUAGGUACCUUGAAAAUAACGAGCACCAGUUUCCUCAUUUCAAGCAACUUCGACUGGCGAGAGGUUUUUCUCCCAUCCCUGUAGAACUGCCCAUACCAUCUAAUUCUGUUUCCAGUAUUCAAGCCUGGAAAUGAGUAGUUGUAGGUGGCUUGCACUUUUAAGUUUCCACUGCGUUCACAGCCCGAGAUGCAAAUUCUUGCUUUAGAAGCUGAUGUGGAAAUUCCCCUGGAACCAGCAGGGAAGUCUGCUGGAACUGAUAAUGCAUCCCACUUCACUAGGGUUGGAAAGUCUGUACUGGAUCAUUGCUUAUGUUCAUAUUGCUGGUACGGUGAUUUGCAGAGCCUGAUCUUCGCUGCCUAAGUAUCCACUCAUCACAUUUAACAUCCUCCAGCCACAAAAGGAAACAAAAUAGCAGAUAACCAUCAAAAGUUCCAGCUAGUUUAGUCUGUUUCUCAUUCUACCCUGCAAGGCACUCAAAGUAUUUAAAAGGAAGAGUACUAUUUAAAUUGUAUAUAUGUCCUUUCUGGAAAGCAGGACCUUGACUAGCUAAUGCAACAAGCAGCUCCUUCCCCCAAAAUACCAUUUUCUUCUGAGCAGUUACACCCCAGGACAUAAGCAUGUGUAAGCCCAGGCAGGCAUGUCCCAGCAGCACAGCAUCAAGCCCGCUCUGCCAUCUUGUAGCCAAGGUUUAUGAGAUUUUGUAAUUCCCAAUCCUGAAAAUGGCUCCUUCUCCCCACCUGAGAGUUGCUGCAGGACUGAACUAGACAAGCAUUGUAUUUCAUCCUUGUGAGCAAGCUGACAUGGCCAAAAGCAUUAAAUCACACCCAUACCUGGCUCUUCUGGCUAUUCUUCAUGCUUUUAUUUAUUUCCUGCUAACCAGUAUUCUUGUUUACAAGGCAAAAGCAAAUCAUUCUGGACAACUUUAGAACUGACCAUUAGUUACUGACUGCUUCCAUGCAACUGAGAGAAAGCCAACUUGGAUGCUGUCAUAGUACUGUCAGGUGAUUCAUUACCCUGCUUUUUCCCCAACACUCCUCAAGUGCUUAGCCACAGUUUCACAGCUUGUGCAUCUCUUUCAACAUUACAUCUCAGGUCAGUCCCAUCUGGUUACCCACCCCUCUGCUCUUCUCAGUGCUGUAACUUGCAGCCUGAACACUCCUGCAAGUUGGCGAACAACUUCCUACAUCUGUGUCUCCAAAGGGCAACAGCGAGUUAGCUGUUGAAAAGACAUCAUCAUUUUCCAUUCUCCUAUGCUCAACUCCACUGCUGAACACAUUACAACUCACUGAGUACAAUGGAGGAAAUUGGACAAAGGUGCAAUGAAUGAACCACUCAUUCAGACAGCACACACCACACAGUUCUCGCUUCAUCUCUUGGCUUAGGGAGAAAUAGAGAGGCAGUGACAGUUUAUUUUUCUAAUUAGAAAUCAGUAACUUCUUCCAAAUUCGAGGACAGAGGGGAGGAUGGGGAAAGAACAAUGGGGAAGCAGAAGGAAUUACUGCUCACUCUCCCAGCACUGCAAACAUUAGCUUAGGAUGCAGACUGCCCUAAGGGUAGGCCACCUUAGGUGCGAUAUCUGUCCAUCUAUAUACAAAUCUUAUGGCAGUAACCUGUAUCCCAGCUCUACAGGGAUUUCAAGCUGAACAGUGCCAUACCUCUUUGAAGGCAAUGCAUCAGUAGUAUGAGAAUGCAGUAAGGAAAGCUGCUAAAAUCAGAGCCACUGAACCAGCCAAUGUGCAGUUGUCUGAGCCAACAAAGCAGACAGCUAGAGGCUGGGCACUAAAAGGCUGUAUGGGAGGACACUGUUUCUGCUAGAGGCAGGGCAGCAUACAGUGCUGCUAAAAAUACAUUGGGAAUCUCCAAUCACCUUCAGCAGGCUUCUGUUAUACAAUGACUGGACUACAACAGCCUUGGGACUGUGAAAAAUUCCAACAGGCAACUCACAACAUUAAAUCUCUACAGUUAGUAGUAUCUGCUAUAGUGCCUUUUAAAACUCUUGCUAAAAUCUGAGAACCUAUCUCAUUUUAUAAUAGAUUUCCAAGCAUAAGUUAACAUUGGCUUUAAACAAUCAAAAACAGUAGGAGCAUUAUUCUAACUCAAUGAAUAUCUGCCUAUGCAUUGCCUAUUUUUAACCAGGCAGUGGUCAAAAGCAGUAGUUUGCAUCACAUAUGAGUUUGUAACAGCAGAAUGUAAAUGUGAAAGUUGCAUGGAUUUGUUCUGCAGCUUCAUAUUUACCUCUUAAAAAAAUAAAAAUAAAAAAAAAAUAGUACAUACCUUCAUUUUUUCUGUUGAUCACAAUUGUUUUAAUACCAGAACAGUUUCAAGCAGUGCACAGGAAGUUCAGAAAGUUUCUACCUUAGGACACAGCCAAUCAGUUUGGCUUUUGAUCAAGAAUUUUCAUCAGGAUGAAGGGCAGGCAGCCUGCAGCACUGUGAUUACCCAGCAUUACCUAGCACACGUGUGAGAACACGCUGUGCAGUAGCACCGCACAAAAACCAGUUUCUCAGUGAGCAGUUAAAGUUUAGGCUCUUCCCUGCUUUGGGAUCCCUGUUCUUUCUUUUUUAGUGUGACCCAGGUAAUGCACCCCUGAGGGUACAAGAUUAAACACACUACAGAGAGGGCAUUUACAGGGUGUGGAAAGAGGCUGCAGCAAUUGGUUACAAUGCUUGCUUCAAAACUGAACAAAUCAGUGCAUAACUCAGCAAUUAACAACAGUACUGCCAGCAGCGCCCUUCCUGCAGGUCAGGACAUGAACAUCUAGGCCUGGAGCUGUAAUCUGUUUUCAUACCACUCUGCAUAAAAGGAAUCCAGCGGCUGCAAUCUUUGGUGUUUGAGAACCUCAGCAUUAAGUGGUUUCUCUUGGCAGCAAAAUCCAAGAGGAGACCUCCUACCCUCUGUUCUCAAGCAACAAUUUGGACAAUCAAAUUUGUAGCACUUGAUAUUACUUUAGUUUCAGGCUCAAGUAGUAGGUAGAUGGAUGCUAUCAGAAACUCUAUCUUCUGCUUUACAGAACUGCUACUGAAUAGCUCUAAACAUCUUAUUUAAGCUAUUAGCUCAGAAUCUACUAGUUACCAAACAGCAGAGAGAACCACGUGUUUCAGUAGCCCAUAUUUUAAGCUGUCAACAUUUUCAAAGUUUUUAUAACUGGUAUUUAUAACAGUAUCCAAAAUAAAUUUAGUAAAGUUUAAAUAAAUCAUCACUUUAACCUCUGUGGCAGGAAUUAUGGAACUGCCAAAAAACAAUACUGAAAAUGACUCAAAUUGAGACACUAUGUUUUAUUAAUACUCUUCCAGAUUACAUUUCUAUUCCUAAAAAGAAAAAUAUGAACAUAUCUAAAUCUAAGGAUUCCAUUAUUGUUCAGUCCUGGGAAUAAAACACCGUUAAGUUGGACCACUUUAUUACUUUCCACGUACUUUAUAAAGUUUAGAAAGUCAAAAAAGAAAAUAAAAAAGGAAAAAAAAAGUCAAAUACUACUAGCUCCAGAUUGCA